Messenger RNA from Rhineura floridana, 3029 nucleotides. RefSeq names its product protein phosphatase 1 regulatory subunit 3D (gene PPP1R3D). The transcript has a single exon. NCBI's taxonomy places the organism in Eukaryota, Metazoa, Chordata, Lepidosauria, Squamata, Rhineuridae. Gene Ontology annotation, biological process: regulation of glycogen biosynthetic process. Bases 12 to 992 code for a protein of 326 amino acids. The record is from RefSeq and is a predicted model, not a curated record. Gene Ontology annotation, cellular component: protein phosphatase type 1 complex. Gene Ontology annotation, molecular function: protein phosphatase 1 binding; glycogen binding.
CUUUCUCCACUAUGUCUCGGCAGAGUUUGUCAUCAGGAGCAGCAGUGUCCGCUCGAGCUGUUGGCCCUCCAGAGCAAAUGGUGUUGAGAACCCCACGGAGGAGCCACAGCUACCUCUCUGAUCUCUAUCAGAACAUGCUGCAGGAAGAGAAAGCCCGGCGUGUGGAGCAGAGGAGGUGCCAGCAUGGCAGCAACAGUGCCAGCAUCCUGAAUGUCUCUGUCAGUGAGAAGAUGCAGCAGAGGCAUCCUCAGAGCACCACGGUGACGAGCUGUGACCCACACCUUAGGCCCAUCAUGCGCCGCCGGGCCAGGUCCUUGCCCAGUUCUCCGGAGAGGAGGAGGAGGAUGACAGCACCAUGCCGUGUCCCAGGGUGCAACACCCGCAGGAACAGAGUCAGGUUUGCAGAUGCGCUAGGUUUGGAGCUGGCUGAAGUGAAAGUGUUCCAAGCAGGGGAAGAUCCAUCUAUUCCUCUGCAUGUUCUCUCUAGGCUGUCCAUCAACUCUGAUCUUUGCUGCAGCCGAUUGGACCUGGAGUUUACUAUGCAGUGCCUGGUGCCCAACUUCCAACAACCUGCUGACUGCGAAGACUUCCUCAGCCGCCUGCAGGAGCAGCAGGUGUGCCUUGAGCGAGUGACCAGCUCAGAUCUAGGUCUGAAUGGCACCCUCAAGGUUGUCAAUGUUGCCUUUGAGAAGCAGGUAGCUGUACGCUACACCUUCAAUCACUGGAGGGGUCAGCAUGAAGUAAAUGCUCAGUGGCACAGCAGUGUUCCCGGCAAGGAAGGGCAGGCUCAAGCGGAUGUCUUCACCUUCUUUCUUCCUGUGGCUCCUUUCCUCCUCCAGCUGAGCUCAGUGGUUGAGUUUGCACUACUGUACCGAGUUGGCGGGCAGGAGUAUUGGGACAACAAUCGAGGCAAGAACUACAGCCUCACAUGUAGGAGUCACCCACUUAAGAUGCCCAGAGAAUGUGAAGAAAGCUGGAUUCACUUCAUCUAAGCAAAAGGAGAUCAAAAGAGCUACCGGCCUUUUGCUACCCUGGCACUAUCUUCUUUUGGCAUUUCUCUCCUUCCUGAGGCACCAAAGAAACCCUUCAGAAUGGCAAAGAUCCUUCCGAAUAAAAGAAUAACAAGUGAUCUGCACAAAAGUUAUUUAUAGAAGAGGGUUAAAAAAAAAAAAGCUAAAGGGCCAUAACUACAUUGAUUUGCAUCCAAAUGCUUUUUUAAAAAAGUAUAAAUCACUGCAGAAAGGACACUGUCAGGAGAUGCAAGCCAUUUUUUAAUUGAUUUGAUUAACUCUUGUGGUAGUCUAUAAAAUAUAUAUUAGGGUAUUUUCAAUCGUACAAUUUAUUUUUUCACUCUAUUGUUUUGCACUUCAGUCAAUGCACUUUUGCACUUUUUUUGGUAAGUCUUUUGCGGAUGGAACACAAGCAGAUUGCUUUUGCUACUUUGUAGCAGAAAAAUGUUGCACAGAUUCUAUGCACUGGUCAAAAACACUGCAAAGUCUGGGGUGCAAAAAGGGAUGUUGUUAAAUACUACAAAUGUUCAAAUAUAAUUAUAUAUUUUAAAUUGCAUUUUAUAAAACGUAUCUGACAGUGUCCCUAUAUAAGGCAUUUCAAGUCCCUAAAAAUGAUAAAUUAUAAGGUCUGGUUGUUACUAAAGAUAGGCCACUGUGCAGUUUUGCAGGGAAAAUGUCUUCACGUUCAAAUCAAAACAUCCAUAGGAAGCAAAACUAGCCUAUGUAGAGCGGCUUCUUUUCUAGCUUGUUUUAUUUAAUGAUACAAAAACCGUUUUGCACUUUUGUAAUGUGUGCCAUUUGAGGAUAAUGGAAUGCUGUACAAAUAUUGUCUCCAGUACAGUACUGUAUUGGAAUAAUUCACCUAGAUUGCUGGAUAGUAAGAUACAGAAAUGAAGGCCAUCUACAGAGUUAAGACAACCAAUAUUUGUAAAAGGGGAAUGAUGCUGAACUUCAUAAAAGUAAAACAUUCUCUGAAAUGCUUAGCUAAAACAUGGAUAAUGACAUUGUGGUUGCUAAUGAACUACAGUUGAAUAUUAGAAUGUUUGAUUUAGGAGAUAUGUGUUUAUGCUGCAAGGGGCCUUGGAUUCAAAUGACAACAAGCCAUGGUGAAGCUAAGCAAAGAGGUUGUUUUGAUGCAUACCACAUGUUGUUUUGCCCUUGAAUUCAGGGUUGGUUCCCCUCCCCAAAUUGCAAGUGGGGUGGGUGAUCUGGAUCAGGACUCUAGCAUGGGAGCAGGAGGUUCUGCAGGCACAAUACGGAUUCCCUUCCCCCUCACACCUGCAAUUUGCAUUACAAAAACAAAAACAAAUGAGACCUUUGUUGAAAUGUAAAUUACUGACAUGUGGGAGCUGCAGCAGGGUGGCAGAUGUUUAAAGUAUCACUUCAUGCUAGGGUCUCAUUUCAGACCAGAGCCCCAAAUGCUGCAAUAGUGUGUGCGUGUUAAACCCCUAUAUUUAAGGGCUGAACUCCUCAGUUUACUCCACAUGUAGCUUGGCUCUGAAACUGCCUUAUUUGUUGAAAGUUCAGUCCCAUGGAUUCCUUUGGAAAGGUGCUGAGACAGAACUUUUCUUCUCUAUGUAUUUCCAAUAUGAAUGUAUACAGUAAAAACGGUGAUUGUGGGUGAAAAAGCUUCUUCAUGUGCCAUGUUUCUGUCACAGUUUUUCUACAAAUGUGUUAGGGUGAUUUCUUGCCCUGCUGUAGAUAGCAUCUGUAUGUGCUAUUAAUAGUGAGAUCGUUCUAGAAACACACCGCUACUGACAACAUUAACUAUUAAGAUGGAUGUGCACUUCUGUGCAUGGUAGGGCUAAAAGUCACCAUAUAUAUAAAACCCAACUGGCGAUGUGACAUGCCUAUACAAGCCUCCUGAGGCUGAAAAAUACCAUAAAUCAAAGAUCUAAUAUUAACUCAGUAGGCCAUGCCUCACCAAGUAUGGGUGUAGUGAAAUAUAGGGAAAUCUCAUCCCCUCCCCCUUAUUUUGCAGUGUAUUGUUGUAGCACUAUACUAAGCAGCAUUAUACAG